This is a messenger RNA of Opisthorchis viverrini, 234 nucleotides long. RefSeq lists its product as hypothetical. The coding region runs from base 1 to 234 and encodes 77 amino acids. The record is from RefSeq and is a predicted model, not a curated record. NCBI's taxonomy places the organism in Eukaryota, Metazoa, Platyhelminthes, Trematoda, Opisthorchiida, Opisthorchiidae. The transcript is spliced from 4 exons.
AUGGACAUUCUGCCCGAUGACGAGGAGUGUCCCCCGUUCUCUGUGAAGGUUGGUGGUGAAGAAAAUAAAGGAACCACGGUCUACUUUGCAGCAUGGUCUGUUGUCUCUGGAUGCAUGCCCAAGACGGGCGUAGAGCCAACAGAUGGACAGCUGACCAGACCAUACUUCGAGUGCUGCGCCCAGGAAAAGAAUGAAGAUCCCGCAGCCACAACUCUUGAGGACGGGAUGUGCUGA